Molecule: messenger RNA, 974 nt
Organism: Thrips palmi
Lineage: Eukaryota; Metazoa; Arthropoda; Insecta; Thysanoptera; Thripidae
Product: ATP synthase lipid-binding protein, mitochondrial-like
Exons: 5
Coding region: 274-744 (156 amino acids)
Biological process (GO): proton transmembrane transport; proton motive force-driven ATP synthesis
Molecular function (GO): proton transmembrane transporter activity
Source: RefSeq, a predicted model, not a curated record
CGCGGAAGAGAGGCGCAGGCGCAGGCGGGAGCAGAAAGACAAUCAAUCCCUAUCCGUGACCCGCUUUGACCCUUAAAUAGACGCCUGAUAGGUAGGCCAAAAGCCCCUGUAAGUGGUGGGCUAAAAGUGCGACUUUGCCCCCUCCCUAUCCUCAGCCCGGAUCCGCCACUGAUUUUGGGGCGUGGGCAACAAUGGGGCCGAAAGAAUACGACGGGAGGGAAGCCCCAGCCACUCCAAGCCUGCCUACAGCCCUGCAGUACAUACAGGGUCAAUAUGCUUUUGUCUACUGCUAUUCGUCCUCUUAAGAGUAAACAUGUCGCAAGCAUGGGAUAUGCUGUUGGGUUCCAAGCGGCCUGGAGAAAUUUCAACAGUUUCCUUGUUCGCUCAUCGAGCUCAGCGAUGAGCCAGUUGGACCAAUGGAAACAAAGUCCGACCCCACUCUCUUGUCUCUCUUCUUCCAAAGCUUCAAUGGUGGGUGGAAUUAGAGGAAUUCACACUUCUCCUUGGAGAGCUGACAUUGACAAUGCUGGUAGAUUGAUGGGGGCAGGCAUGGCCACAAUUGGUUUGGCUGGGCCAGGUGCUGGCAUUGGUAUUGUUUUUGGAAGCCUAAUGUUUUCUUACUCGCGCAACCCUACUCUAAAAAAUAGUCUCUUUACAUAUGCCAUUUUGGGGUUUGCACUUACAGAGGCCAUGGGGUUGUUCUGUAUUUUAAUGGCAUUUGUUAUUUUGUUUGGAACAGAUUAAACUUGUUGUGGUAGUCACUGACUACUAGUCAGCUCAACUCAAACAUGUAUUUAGUUGCAGAAAAUCUAAUCUUUAGUACUUUUUAAUCGAUAAAACUAAACCAGGGAGCUCAUCUGUUUCCAAAAUCAUGUUACUUUAUGGCAAACUUACUAACUAAAACCAAGACUGAACAUGUAUAAUUCAUAAGGCAGCAAAAAACGGGUCAAGAAUGUGAAAUGUGGUUGUGAAUU